This is a messenger RNA of Gigantopelta aegis, 1218 nucleotides long. RefSeq lists its product as uncharacterized. The record is from RefSeq and is a predicted model, not a curated record. The transcript has a single exon. Lineage: Eukaryota; Metazoa; Mollusca; Gastropoda; Neomphalida; Peltospiridae. Bases 1 to 1218 code for a protein of 405 amino acids.
AUGAAGUCUCUUUCUGUACACAGUCAUCCUCAGAUCGAAGAUCCGGAUGCAGUACGAUUAUUGAGCACACUAAGGACUCGUGUUCGGAAUGAGUUGCUCCCAGUACAAGAGAUAUACAAUGAGGAGGUUGGUAUGUUAACCGAUGAACAGGCAGCUAUCGUACCGUCAUUCAGUAGUCUUGACUCCGGUCUAUACCGUCACAGACAUAAGAUGUUGCCUAAACUUCCAACAAGUCGGUCAGAGGUAGAUCUACGUGAUUAUUGGGUCGAAACGAAAAAUAACAAACGUUUCCUGGCAAUAAAUGAUGGCGAUGACGACAAAUUACUUGUAUUUGCAACCGAUGAAAUGCUUGUUAGAAUGCAGGAAGCUGAAACCCUAUUCAUGGAUGGUACGUUUUAUGCGUGUCUUGGUUUGUGGGAUCAGCUGUAUUCGAUUCACUGUUUAUCUGGUGCUACGAUGGUUCCUGUUGCAUUUUCCCUAAUGCCGAACAGAACAAGGGCAACAUAUGUGAGAUUGUUUAACCAGCUGAGCUCUGUGGUUGAGGAAAAGACCGGGUUUGACUUGUCACCUGAAGUUGUACAGACUGACUUUGAGAUUGCAGCAAUCCAAGCAAUCGAGGAGAUUUUCCCAGAUGCCGACACACGUGGUUGUUUGUUUCAUUUCAAUCAGUGCAUGCUGCGAAAAGUUCAGGGGCUUGGACUUAUGAGACUGUAUCGUGCUGAUCAAGGGGUACAAACUCUAGUUAGACGUGCCGCCAGUUUGCCUUUGCUGCCUAUCAGUCAUGUUCAAGAUGUGUGGAUAGACAUUAUGAAUGAGCGACCUGAUCACCUGCCCCAUGUAACUGAAUUUACAGACUAUGUGACAGCAACGUGGGUUGAUGAUGACUCCUUGUUCAAGGUAACUAUGUGGAACCAGCAUGGCAACAUUGGUCCUAGAACCAAUAACCACCUUGAAGGGUGGCAUUCCAAGCUGAACCGUUCUCUUACAAAAGCUCACCCUAACAUUUAUGAGUUCAUAAAUAAACUGAAGGACGUUGAAGAGAAAACCAAAAGGACACUGAUCCAACUUGACCAUGGGGCAGCUCCAGUACCACGAAAGCGGGUGUAUCGUGAUAUUGGUACACGCCUUAUGAGGCUGAAGAAUCAACUUCAACAAGGCCGCAAAACUCCUUUAGAGUUUUUAGACGCUGCCAGCCACUUGCUAAAAUUGCAGUUGUAA